Staurois parvus is the source of this 304-nucleotide messenger RNA. NCBI's taxonomy places the organism in Eukaryota, Metazoa, Chordata, Amphibia, Anura, Ranidae. The record is from the annotation of a GenBank genome assembly.
CUGACUAUCAGUGUUCCCUGAUGAUCAGUGUGGCCCCAGAAGUGCCACCUGUCAGUGUCCAUCAGUGCCAGCUGUCAUUGCUGAACAGUGCCACGUGCCAGUGCCACAUAUCAGUGCCUACCAGUGCACAUCAAUGCCACAUAUCAGUGCCCAUCUGAGCUGCCCUUCAGUGUCACCCAUCAGUGCCAGUCAGUGCCACCUAUCAGUGCUGAUCAGUGCAGUGCCUCCUCAGUGCCCAUCAGUGCCACCUAUCAGUGUCCAUCAGUGCAUCUGAUCAGUGAGCAUUUUUUUUUCUCUAAAUUUU